GGCUGUGGCGUGGACGCGUCUGGAAUCGGUGGGGCCGGCGCAGGGAGGACCGGCCCGGACAGAUCAUGGAUGGCUCCUUCAUCCAGCACAGCGUGAGGGUCCUGCAGGAGCUCAACAAGCAGCGGGAGAAGGGCCAGUACUGCGACGCCACCCUGGCCGUGGGGGACCUGGUGUUCAAGGCCCACUGGAGUGUCCUCGCCUGCUGCAGCCACUUCUUUGAGAGCCUCUAUGGGGUUGGCUCCGGGGGCAGUGUUGUCCUCCCUGCUGGCUUCGCGGAGAUUUUUGGCCUCUUGUUGGACUUUUUCUAUACCGGCCACCUCGCCCUCACGUCAGGGAACCGGGAUCAGGUGCUCCUGGCAGCCAGGGAGCUGUGUGUGCCGGACGCUGUGGAACUGUGCCAGAGCUUCAACCCCAAGACCUCGGCGGGACAGGCACCAAGUGGCCAGAGUGGGCUCGAGACACCUGUCCCCCGGGAUGUGAGCAGCCACCCCAAGGAGCUAGCAGGCAUGGAGCACGAGGAAGCUUCCAGGGCUGUGGGUCAAGUCCCCAGGGAUCCGGAGCCCAGCGGCAGCACCAGCCCCCCGAGGCCCCAGCUUGGGCUCCCUGCUCUGAUCGAGAGCCCAUCCCUGCGUGGGAAACUCAGGCAGGCCCUGAAGCCUUGUCCCCCGGAGGACAAGGAGCCUGAGGAUUGCAAAGCGCCCCCAAGGCCCCUGGAGGCUCAAGGUGGCCAGCUGCAGGGCAGGAGUGAUGAGUGGGAAGUGGUGGUUCAAGUUGAGGAUGACGGGAAUGGCGACUGUGUUUCUGAGACGGAGACUGUGUUGACCAGGAGGAAAUCAAACGUACUCAGAAAGCCCUGCCCUGCCGAGCCAGCCCUGAGCGCAGGCGCCCUGGCAGCCGAGCCCCCUGCGAACAGAAAAGGUCCAGCGGUGCCGGUUGAAUGCCCCACGUGUCAUAAAAAGUUCCUCAGCAAGUAUUACCUGAAAGUCCACAACAGGAAACACACUGGGGAGAAGCCCUUCGAGUGCCCCAAAUGUGGGAAGUGCUACUUCCGGAAGGAGAACCUCCUGGAGCACGAAGCCCGGAAUUGUAUGAACCGCUCAGAGCAGGUCUUCACGUGCUCCGUGUGCCAGGAGACCUUCCGCCGGAGGAUGGAGCUGCGGGUGCACAUGGUGUCCCACACCGGGGAGAUGCCCUACAAGUGCUCCUCCUGCUCCCAGCAGUUCAUGCAGAAGAAGGACUUGCAGAGCCACAUGAUCAAGCUGCACGGAGCUCCCAAGCCCCAUGCUUGUCCCACCUGUGCCAAGUGCUUCCUGUCCCGGACAGAACUGCAGCUGCACGAGGCUUUCAAGCACCGCGGAGAGAAGCUGUUCGUGUGUGAGGAGUGUGGGCACCGGGCCUCGAGCCGAAACGGCCUGCAGAUGCACACCAAAGCCAAGCACAGGAACGAGAGGCCCUACGUCUGUGAGUUCUGCAGCCACGCCUUCACCCAGAAGGCCAAUCUCAACACGCACCUGCGCACGCACACGGGCGAGAAGCCCUUCCAGUGUCACCUCUGUGGCAAGACCUUCCGCACCCAAGCCAGCCUGGACAAGCACAACCGCACCCACACUGGCGAGAGGCCCUUCAGCUGCGAGUUCUGCGAGCAGCGCUUCACCGAGAAGGGGCCCCUGCUGAGGCACGUGGCCAGCCGCCACCAGGAGGGCCGCCCCCACUUCUGCCAGAUCUGCGGGAAGACCUUCAAAGCCGUGGAGCAGCUGCGUGUGCACGUCCGGAGGCACAAGGGCGUGAGGAAGUUCGAGUGCACCAAGUGCGGCUACAAGUUCACCCGGCAGGUAGGCCUGGGCCACCUCCUCCUCCCCCCUCGGGCCUGCCAGCCCAGCCCUGAGCCCCGCUCCCCCCAGGCCCACCUGCGGAGGCACAUGGAGAUCCACGACCGCGUGAAGAACUACAACCCGCGGCAGCGCAAGCUCCGGAACCUGGUCAUCGAGGACGAGAAGGUGGUGGUGGUGGCGCUCCAGCCGCCCGCCGAGCUGGAGGUGGGCUCGGCCGAGGUCAUCAUGGAGUCCCUGGCCCAGGGCGGCCUGGCCCCCCAGCUCCCCGCCCAGAGACUGUGCGCGGAGGAGAGCUUCCCGGGCGUCAUGGAGCCCUCGCUGCUCAUCACGGCGGCCAUUCCCGAGGACUGCGACUCGUAGCCUCCACGCCGCCCGUGGCCCUGCCCCAAUAAACCACGUGGCUCCGCAA
Molecule: messenger RNA, 2241 nt
Organism: Eptesicus fuscus (big brown bat)
Lineage: Eukaryota; Metazoa; Chordata; Mammalia; Chiroptera; Vespertilionidae
Gene: ZBTB48
Product: zinc finger and BTB domain containing 48
Exons: 10
Coding region: 66-2192 (708 amino acids)
Biological process (GO): regulation of transcription by RNA polymerase II
Molecular function (GO): protein binding; RNA polymerase II cis-regulatory region sequence-specific DNA binding; DNA-binding transcription factor activity, RNA polymerase II-specific
Source: RefSeq, a predicted model, not a curated record